This is a messenger RNA of Chlamydomonas reinhardtii, 3782 nucleotides long. RefSeq lists its product as uncharacterized. The record is from RefSeq and is a predicted model, not a curated record. The coding region runs from base 122 to 2329 and encodes 735 amino acids. Lineage: Eukaryota; Viridiplantae; Chlorophyta; Chlorophyceae; Chlamydomonadales; Chlamydomonadaceae. The transcript has 18 exons.
GAUUAUGCGACUGCGACACCCAUACAUUGCUUCAUGCAAAACUCGCCAACAAGUGGCCUGGCACAGCACCAAAGCUUUCGCACGGGCGCUGGGCCCGUCGCGCUCGCUUAGGACUGCUGCAAUGUCUUCAGCAGCUAAUAUGACGGCGCAGGCGGAGGCGCGAACACUGGAGACCCUAAACUUUGACAACUUGAGCCUCCGUGCCUUGCCGGUCGACCCGGUGGAGGGCGGCCCGGUCCGUCAGGUGGAGGGCGCCUGCUUCAGUCGCGUCAAGCCCACGCCUGUGAAGGGGCCGCAGCUGGUGGUGGCGUCACCGGAGGCGCUGGCGCUGCUGGACAUUCCCGCGUCCGAGACCUCCCGGCCCGACUUUGCCGAGUACUUCUCCGGCAACAAGCUGCUGCCGGGCGCCGACCCCGCCGCGCACUGCUACUGCGGCCACCAGUUCGGCUACUUCUCGGGGCAGCUGGGCGACGGCGCCACCAUGUACCUGGGCGAGGUGGUCAACGGGCGCGGCGAGCGGUGGGAGCUGCAGUUCAAGGGCGCCGGCAAGACGCCCUACAGCCGACAGGCUGACGGGCGCAAGGUGCUGCGCUCCUCCCUGCGCGAGUUCCUGUGCAGCGAAGCCAUGUACAACCUGGGCAUCCCCACCACGCGCGCGGGCACGUGUGUGACCUCCGACAGCAAGGUGGUCCGCGACAUCAAGUACGACGGCAACGCCAUUCUGGAGCGAGCCACGACCAUCACACGCAUCGCGCCCACCUUCCUGCGCUUCGGCUCCUUCGAGAUCUUCAAACCCACUGACAACUUUACGGGCCGGCGCGGCCCCUCCGCCGGACACGAGGCGGCGAUUCUGCCGGUGAUGCUGCACCACGCCAUCCGCACCUACUACCCGGCCAUAUGGGCCGCACACGACGGCGACCGCAUAGCGGCGGGCGUGGGCGUGGGCCCGGACGGCGCCGGCGAGCCCUGGCCGCCUCGGUCGGGCGGGCCGGAGCGGGAGGCGGCGCUUCAGGCCAUGUACCUGGACUGGAUCAAGGAGGUGACGCGGCGCACUGCGUCGCUGGUGGCGGCGUGGCAGUGUGUGGGCUGGUGCCACGGCGUCCUCAACACAGACAACAUGAGCAUCGUGGGAGUCACCAUCGACUACGGCCCAUUCGGCUUCCUGGACCGCUAUGACCCGGACUUCAUCUGCAACGGCUCAGAUGACAGCGGCCGAUACGAUUACAAGAGCCAGCCCGACAUUUGCAGGUGGAACUGCGAGCGGCUGGCGGAGGCGGUGCGGGCGGUGCUGCCGGAGGGCCGCGGCAAGCGGGCGGUGGCCGAGGUGUUCGACGCCGUGUACCGCAAGACGUACGUGUCCCUCAUGCGGCGCAAGCUGGGGCUGCUGGGCGCGGGCGCGGCCACAGACGCCGAGGAGGCGGAGGAGGCGGAGGCCGGGGCCGAGGGCGGCGCGGCGGCGGCGCUGUCCGAGGCGGCGGUUGAGGAUGAGGGGCUGGCGGCGGCGCUGCUAUCGGUCAUGGAGGCCACAGGGGCCGACUUCACAAACACCUUCCGCUGCCUGAGCCGCUUCCCCACCCCGGCCCCCGGCAUCGACCCCGCCUCGACCGCCGCUGUGGAGGCCGGCGGUGUGCUGGACUACCUGCUCACACAGUGCUGCGACGCCGGCACGUUGGUUGCGGCCGCGGCUCCGCGCGUCCCGCCCCAGAACCUGCAGAUGCUCGUGAUGCUGAGUCAGAAGAACCCGGAGCUGCUGCACCAGAUGGGGGUCAGUCAGCAGAUGCUGACGACGGAGAUGGCGCGGCUGCGGCACUCGCAGGAGCUGGCCAAGGUCACGGACGCGGACAAGCGGGCUGCUGACGCGGCCAAGUGGCGCUCCUGGCUGGCGCAGUACGGCGCCGUGCUGCAGCGGCGGGCGGCGGCGGGCGCGGACGACAGCCGCCGGGUGGCCGUCAUGAACGCAACCAACCCGCGCUUCAUCCUGCGCAACUGGAUCGCGCAGCAGGCCAUCCAGCGGGCCGAGCAGGGCGACUUCAGCGAGGUGGCCAGGGUGUUCGCGCUGCUGCGCAACCCCUUCAGCGAGGCCCCGGUGACCGACAUCAUCGCCGCCGCCGGCACCACCAGCACUCGCGGCGGCGCCGUCACGGACGAGGCUGCUGCUGCCUCCGGCUCCGGCACCGGCGCCGCCGUGCUGGCCGCCGAGCCCGCAGGGCCCAGCGGCAGCGGUGCCAGCAGCAGUGGCGGCGCCGCUUCCAAGAGCGGCGUCUCCUGCGCACUGCCUGUGUAUGACGGCCUGCCGCCGACGUGGGCGGCGGAGCUGUGCGUCACAUGAUCUUCGUAAACCGCCACAUCGGGCGGGCCGCCGGCGAAGGAAAGGGGAGAAAGCCGGCGGUCUGUUGUGAUGUGGUGGCGGCGGCGACAACGACCAGGAGGGGGAGGUGGGCGAGGAGAGGUGGAGGGAGGUUGGACUGGAGGAGGUGUGAGAGUUAAGGGUGCCCAAGUGGGCACACCUACUGCGUGGGGGUCUGGGCUGUAGGCCUCAGUGGCUGCCAGCGCCGGCUUGUGCUCUAGGCGCGUUGACGUGACGCAGGUGAUUGUGUGUGUGCAUGUGCAUUUGCGUGGUGCCUGCGGUCGUGCAGCGGCACCUGCAGCACCAGCUGCACAUCACACGGCGUCACCGCGCGCCAGGCACAGCACGGCGCGCACGCAAACGCACUGCGCAAGGAAACAUACACUCAUCAUUCUUUCGAUGAGCGUGCGAAUAUGCCGAUUAUUUCCUUGAGGUCGAGAGUGAUGCGAUUCGCCGCAAGCCCGCAAUCCAACUCCUUGCGAUAGUCACAAGCGGCUGUGCGGCACGUUGCAUGUGGGGCUCUUCCAAAGGCCUGCAUGCACUGCUGCUUGCGCCGUGGUGGGUGCUGCCGCAAGGGGGCGGGACGGGGGAUCGCUGAUGAGGGCUGCCUGUCGCUGCGGAGGAGUGGAUAAUGUGUAUGCGGCGGCAGCGAGCCCGGCCAAGGAAGGGCACCGCGCGAUGGGGUGGUGUGUUGCGUGUACACGUGUUGUAAGGACGUGUGUGGUGGUGUGUUGGGGUGCGUGCAGGCAGAGGCACCCACGGAUAGAAGUUUGCAGGCAGGGUGCGUGUGUGUGAUAGGACAUGGUAAAGGAAGCAAGUGGCUGAUUUAGUUGAGUCCCGAGGAACAAAUUGCACCCAGCCCAGGCAUCGACGAUUGUGGAAAGACGUCGCCUGCGGCGGAGACUGCCCGGCCCUCCCAGUAUUAUUAGUACUGCGUUACCGUGACCCAGAGCUGCUGCGUAGUGCUGAUCGUGAAACUGAGCGCUCGAGGCUGGGGCACACUGAGCUGGUGGCGAGGGUGCGUGUAUGUGUCGCAUGAGAGUGCCGGCGCGGUGCGCUGCUUCUGUUUACAAUAUUGUGAAACAGGUUUGUGAUGUUGAUUGCAAAAGGGCGAUGUAGCUGAAGUGGGCCUGGCCGAGGCAGGAUGGUUUGAUUUUCGGCAGUCGCGCACUGAUUGCGCAGGUGGCGGAUGGAGCGGAACUGGGCACGAGCCUGCCAGGCAUAGUGUGUGACUAGUCAGCCCAGCCGCCAGCAUGGCGUGCCAACACGUUCUCGCCGCGUAUCGCCGUCGGCCGGAAGGCGCUGGUGCCUGGGUCGUAUAGCACCAGCUUGCGCAGAUUUUUGAAUGCAUACGCCGGCAUCGGCCGGCAUGUGAGGCGGACGUUCAACAAUGUGGUAUGCCCAUGCCAGACACCUUGUUUAACGCGGUCGAAGG